AACUACCCAUGAGUUCUUGUUUGGUGCCCUUGCUGAACUUGUAGAUAAUGCCAGAGAUGCAGAUGCCACGAGAAUAGACAUUUAUACUGAGCAACGAGAGGACCUGCGAGGUGGAUUCAUGCUAUGUUUUUUGGAUGAUGGAACAGGAAUGGAUUCAAAUGAAGCUGCCAGUGUUAUCCAGUUUGGUAAAUCAGCCAAGCGAUCACCUGAGUCAACUCAAAUCGGGCAAUAUGGAAACGGCUUGAAAUCGGGUUCCAUGCGGAUUGGGAAGGAUUUUAUCCUGUUCACAAAGAAAGAUAACACCAUGACUUGCCUCCUCUUAUCACGGACGUUCCAUGAGGAAGAAGGCAUCGACGAGGUCAUUGUUCCCCUACCCACCUGGAACGCACGGAGCCGUGAACCCCUGACGGACAACAUGGAGAAAUUUGCUAUUGAGACGGAGCUCAUCUACAAGUAUUCCCCUUUCAAAUCAGAAUGGGAAGUGAUGGACCAGUUCAAUAAGAUACGUGGUGAGAAAGGCACUCUGGUGAUCAUCUUUAACCUCAAACUAAUGGAUAACGGAGAGCCAGAGCUGGAUGUGACUUCUGACCCUCAAGAUAUUCAGAUGGCAGAAACACCCCCAGAGGGAACCAAGCCGGAGCGCCGCUCCUUUCGUGCCUAUGCUGCUGUGCUUUAUAUUGAUCCCAGGAUGAGGAUCUUCAUCAAUGGACACAAAGUACAAACCAAACGACUCUCAUGCUGCCUCUACAAGCCAAGGAUGUACAAAUACACUUCAAACCGUUUCAAGACCCGUGCAGAGCAAGAGGUGAAGAAAGCAGAGCACUUGGCCAGGAUAGCGGAAGAGAAGGCUCGCGAGGCAGAGAGCAAAGCCCGUGCCCUCGAGUUACGUCUCGGAGGGGAUCUCACGCGGGAGUCUAGGGCGACAUUGCGUCAGGUCCAGAACUCGGCCAUCACCAUGCGGCGGGAGGCUGACGUUAAGAAAAGGAUUAAGGAUGCAAAGCAGCGGGCACUGAAGGAGCCCAAGGAGCUGAAUUUUAUCUUUGGGGUGAACAUUGAGCAGCGCGAGCUGGACGGCAUGUUCAUUUAUAACUGCAGUCGGCUGAUCAAGAUGUAUGAGAAGGUGGGCCCACAGCUGGAGGGUGGCAUGGCAUGUGGAGGAGUGGUAGGCGUGGUGGAUGUGCCCUAUUUGGUUCUGGAGCCAACCCAUAAUAAACAAGACUUUGCUGAUGCCAAGGAGUAUCGACACUUGCUGAAGGCCAUGGGAGAGCAUUUGGCUCAGUAUUGGAAGGAUGUUGCAAUAGCCCAGAGAGGUAUCAUCAAGUUCUGGGAUGAAUUUGGUUAUUUAUCAGCAAACUGGAACCAGCCUCCGUCUAGUGAACUGCGUUACAAGCGCAGGAGAGCCAUGGAGAUCCCCACCACAAUUCAGUGCGAUGUCUGUCUGAAGUGGCGGACUCUCCCGUUCCAGCUGAGCUCAGUGGAGAGGAACUACCCUGACACCUGGGUGUGCUCCAUGAACCCUGAUCCUGAACAAGACAGAUGUGAGGCUGCAGAGCAGAAGCAGAAGGUACCACUGGGAAGUCUAAAAAAAGACUUGAAAUCAAAUGAGGAAAAGCAGAAACAACUGACAGAGAAAAUCCGCCAGCAGCAGAAAAAGCUGGAAGCUCUGCAGAAAACCACUCCAAUUCUAUCUCAGGCUGACUUAAAGAAACUACCUCUGGAAGUGACUACACGGCCUUCAAGGGAGCACACCCGAUCUCAGCGCCCACGAUCUCCUCCUUUGCCUGAUGUAAUCAAGAAUGCUCCCAGCAGGCCACCAGGAUCUUCACCUCCUCACAAGUCCUGCACUCAGUUGAGAAAAAGGUCUUCAGAUCGUCCAAAUAACAGCUCCCCCAAGCUAGCAAGCAUGCUCUUCAAGGAGGAGGCCAGCACUUCCAGGACACACCAUCACACUGUGACAGCUGGGAAGUCUAACAGCACUUUAAAAACUCUUGCCAAGCCAGGUACAAGCCUGAAGUCGCUCUCUGGCCAACAGAGUCCCAAAAGCUCACGUGAGACACCCAAUCCAAAAGCAGCCAAGGUGCCAGUAGUAAGGAAAUCUGCUUCUGGCAAAUGUUUACAGGCUUCCAGCACUCGAAAGAGGGCCUCGAACAUCCCAGAGGAUGGGUCUGAGGAGGAGGGUGAGCCCAAAAAGGAGAGGACAAAACGAGGAAAAUUUUUGGCAGUGAAAGAAGAGAAGGAUUCCAAUGAGGUGGUGGUGGAGCUCACAGACAGUGCUGGAGAGGAAGAGUUGUUGGAACUGAAGAAAGCACAGAAAGAUAAAGGGCUGCACGUGGAAGUGCGUGUGAACAAGGAAUGGUUCACAGGCCGUGUCACAGCUGUGGAAAGGGUCAGGCAUGCAAUCCGGUGGAAGGUGAAGUUUGAUUAUGUCCCUACAGACACCACACCAAGGGAUCGCUGGGUAGAGAAGGGCAGUGAGGAUGUAAGGCUUAUGAAGCCUCCCUCUCCUGAGUACCAGGCUCCAGACACACAGCAGGAAGAGGACGCAGUCAUGGCUGAACCUUCUACCUCGGAUUGCAUCAGAAUUGAGCCUGACACCACUGGUCCCAGCAGCAGCCAAGAAACAGUUGACUUACUAGUCCAGAUCCUUAGGAAUUGUUUGCGAUACUUCUUGCCUCCAAGUUUUCCAAUCUCCAAGAAUGAGCUGAGUUCCAUGAGCUCAGAAGGGUUGUUGGCAUUUCCCUUGAAAGAGUAUUUUAAGCAGUAUGAGGUGGGUCUGCAGAACCUGUGCAAUUCAUAUCAGACACGUGCCGAUGCCCGGGCCAAAGCCUCUGAGGAAAACCUGCGGAACUUAGAAAGGAAGCUGAGGGAAACAGAGGAGAAACUGCAGAAGUUGAGGACUAAUAUCAUGGCCCUUCUGCAGAAAGUGCAGGAGGACAUUGAUAUUAAUACAGAUGAUGAACUGGAUGCAUAUAUUGAGGACUUGAUCAUGAAAGGUGACUGAGCAGCUCCAGCACAAGUCGUGGAGAAGUGCAGAAGAGGUGGCUGCUGCAGAGGGAGAUGUGCAGGUGGACUGAGGCAGCUGAUGAGGAGAGAGUUUUUUAGACAGCGCUCAUGUUGGUGUACAACUUGUUCCUGUGACUGUACAUGAGAAGCAUUUGUGCUGUUGGCAGGAAAAUUUUUAACUUUGUAGUUCUCUGAAUCUCUUUCUUUUGUUUAUAAAUAUUUAUUUUUAAAAGAAAUGGGAACUGUGCCUGUUACAAUGGCUGGUUUUAGUGAUGUAGAAGUGUGAGUAUCGCUUUUGCAACUCAAGUAUAUUCAUGUGCUAAACCUGGGAGCUCGGAGCACCCUGCUUAGCUUACUGGUUCUCCAGCAAGAAGCUGGCAGCAAUUAAAAAAUAAGCCUUGAGUAGUGGCAGAGGGGGUCAGGCUUUUUUUGUGGAAGAUACUGAACUUGAGGUAGAGAAAGCCAAGCCCUGAAUUGGAGCUAUAGAAAGGAGAUGUCCUUGCGUGAAUGUGAGUAGAGGGGAUGGAACGUUGGUGGAACUCGGAAAUUGGCACUGGCACCUGCAGUUAGCUUCCUGAACAGGAGGUUGCUGCAAGUGGGUGAAACUGCCACCAUGGUAAUAGCCAAGAGGCUGAGGUCCUUGUAGAAGAGGAUCACCUCCUGGACUGCUCACAGUCAGAGGAAGAAUGCUGGCGUUUGGGUUUUCUGCUUGCAGUCACUUUAUCACUCACUUCUGCUGCUGUUUCUUUGAGACAUAAUUACAGCAUCAGAACAACUCCUCAUCCACCUGACAAUAAAGUGACCCCUGUUCUAUUUUCACC
Molecule: messenger RNA, 3824 nt
Organism: Zonotrichia albicollis (white-throated sparrow)
Lineage: Eukaryota; Metazoa; Chordata; Aves; Passeriformes; Passerellidae
Source: RefSeq, a predicted model, not a curated record